AUCAUAACCUUGUAUUUAAACAGUGAUUCUGGUGUGAUGAGAUACAAGUUAGGAUUUCUCGUCUUGACUAUUUAUGUUCUCUCUUGUUUUCUUCAAUGCUCAAAGUGUUCCCCGGCGUACUUUCAAAAGUAUCGCGAAAGAAGAGCUGAAAUACGUAAAAACAGACUCAAACUUGACAAAGCACUUAAGCGACGCCCUGUUACUUUAAGGAGGUUGAAGGAUAGUAUUAUGGCUCAUAACAAAGCAAACGAUCUAGGUUUACGGGCAGGUAAUACCAGUCGUCCAAAAUGGAUUAAGAAGCAUAUGGAACAAAAAGACGUCAAGUCAAACAUGCAUCUUCAUACAGUUGUUUCGAAAAUAUUCAAGGGGAAACCAGAAAUCAAUGAAAUCUUUGAUAAUCAAGCACAAAAUUUAAAGGCAAAAGUUGAAAAGUUGCAAGAGCAAAAAGAGAAACUUGAGAAAAAAGGUCAAUUCAAAGAAGAAUUAGCUGAGCAACAUCUGAUAGAAGAACAUCGUCACUACCACAAGUGCUCAGACUGUUCACCAACGUACGUUCAAAAACUCCGCGAAAGAAGAGCUGAGAUACGUGCAAUCAGACUCAAAAAUGAAAGGGCCCACAAACGUAGACCUGAUAAUUUGAGAAGAUUGAAAGGAUUUUUCAAUUCUAUAAGCGAAGCAGAAAAGAAAGGCAUGCCAGCGGGUAACACCAGUCAUCGAAAGUGGAUAAAGCAAGAUAUGAAACAACAAGACGCAAAGUCUAAUAUGCACCUUCAUACAGUUGUUUCAAAGGUAUUCAAGGGGCAUCCAGAAAUCAAUGAAAUCUUUGACAAUCAAGCAAAACGUUUAAAGAGCGAUGUUGAUAACAUCCAAAAGAAAAAGGUUAAACUUGAGGAUAAAGGUCAAUUCAAAGAAGAGCUUUCGCAAGAACAUCGUUUGAAAAAUCUGACCCCAACAAGUGGCCAGCCAAUGCGAUCACCAUCUUCUCUUGGUAGGAGAAAAUGUCAAGACAGAUCAGGUAUAGAAGCUACUGAAAGACAAAACCGAAUGACGCAAGAUGAAUAUAAGCUAGUUCAAAAUACACGAAAGAAUCUUGAAUCAUCUGAAAAGGAGCUCAAACGUUUGCAUAAAGACCAUGCGCAAUUCACUAUUCCUAGAUCUGAAGCAGACAAGGCAAAGUUACCGAAGGGACAUACCAAUCGUAACGCUUGGGCUGACAAAUUUGUCGAACUGGAGAAGGCAAAGUCGAAUAUCAGAAGGCAUGAAAGGGCUGGUAAUUAUUUGCAACAUGUCCCAGGCGUUAGUCAAGCUCUUCAUGAGCAAGCUGAUAGAUUAAAGAACGGAACCAAUCGUUUGGAGAGCGAUAUGGUCAAGCUCAAGAGCGAAGGAAGCCAUGAUGAAGAUUUAAAAAAUGACCACGAUGGUAAAGAAUAUCUCAAAAAGUGGAAUUAUGACAAGAAGGUCGAAAAGUACAAUCACCUCAUAGAUAUGGAUAAAUCAAUAAUAAGUAGGCAAGGAAAGCCUUUAAAACUUGGACGGGCUAUCCCGUGA
Messenger RNA from Meira miltonrushii, 1548 nucleotides. RefSeq lists its product as uncharacterized. The transcript is spliced from 3 exons. The record is from RefSeq and is a predicted model, not a curated record. NCBI's taxonomy places the organism in Eukaryota, Fungi, Basidiomycota, Exobasidiomycetes, Exobasidiales, Brachybasidiaceae. Bases 37 to 1548 code for a protein of 503 amino acids.